Anopheles maculipalpis is the source of this 3331-nucleotide messenger RNA. RefSeq names its product tubulin polyglutamylase TTLL5 (gene TTLL5). The record is from RefSeq and is a predicted model, not a curated record. Gene Ontology annotation, molecular function: tubulin-glutamic acid ligase activity; tubulin binding. The transcript is spliced from 5 exons. Gene Ontology annotation, biological process: microtubule cytoskeleton organization; protein polyglutamylation. Gene Ontology annotation, cellular component: cilium. The coding region runs from base 41 to 3331 and encodes 1096 amino acids. NCBI's taxonomy places the organism in Eukaryota, Metazoa, Arthropoda, Insecta, Diptera, Culicidae.
AUUCUACCGAAAUCAGUAGUGCAAUGCCGUGAAUGCGUUUAUGCUAUCCGUAGCUCCUGGAAUCAACGACAAGUUUAUUGUGUGUGGGCGGAAACUAAACGGGUACUCCAGUUUGGAUUUAUUCGUUAUGCCUAUAACCGACAAACCGCGAUUAAAUCACUCACAAAAUGCCAAAAAAAUCAUACCAGCCACACCCAACCCAUGGGUCGCCGGUGGUCCACCGGGUGGUAAAGACGCUGUUCUCGUGUUCCGUACCUACGCGCUUUCACCUGCAGCUUCGGAGAAUGGGUCGGAUCUAUGCUCCGGUGGCAGCCCAUCAGUGACACCCUCAUCGGAAACCGCUUCGAGCCAAUACCCAUCUGAUGCAGCAGCUAAGAACGCUAGUUCGUCAACAGCUCGGCUGGCCGGGUUGAAGAACGCACAGAAAUCAUCUUCCACUGUCCCCAAUUCUACACUGCCUAAAAAUUUUAACGUUCAACGUAAAACACGCAGUACGGCACCGAGCAGAAGCAGCACUACCGAGGACGACGAAGAGGAAGAGGGCGAAGCCGGCGAGGAAGAAGAGGAUGACGAAGAGGAAGAGAUUGAGCGGGCGGCCAGAGAUGAAGACGCACAAGACGAAGACGAGCCAGACGAGGGUGAGGGUAACGAGGACGAGGAUGAUGGAGAAGAAACGGACGCCGGUACAACAUCACAGGAGGAAUCGAGUCCUGUCAAAGGGAAAGCAGCAAAAGUUGCUACACAAGAACCUCGCACCAACAUGUCCAAAAAGCGUCAACUCGAAUCAUCCUCGUCCUCCAGCUCGCUCAGCAAUGCAUCCAUGUCGAGCGUGAAGGGUGGUGGUUCGGGAGAUGAAAUAGACACGGAAAUGUCAACUUCCAAAUCGGAACCUGCGCUUGCAAUGGCCGCUCUAGAUAAGAAACCGGCCGCCCAUCGCAAGCACAAGGAAGACAACAAGGAGAAUCAACAAACUGCACCAACGAAAACGGAAAUGCCCGCUGCACAGUUAAACAUUUGCUACAAGUUUAUCAAUACCGAAACUCGGCUGUUGCGAAAAAUCCUUAACGCACACGGUAUGGGCGAAAGUGGUCCGGAGUGUAAUGACUUUAAUCUGCUGUGGACGGGCAUCCAUCUGAAGCCGGACAUUUUGCGCAAUUUAGCCCCGUAUCAGAGAGUGAACCAUUUCCCUAGGUCCUACGAGUUGACACGCAAAGAUCGUCUAUACAAAAACAUCGAGAGGAUGCAGCAUCUGCGGGGCUAUAAGCAUUUCGAUAUCGUACCACAAUCGUUUCUACUGCCACAGGAUUAUAAGGAACUGAUAGCGGCGCACAAUAAGUGUCGAGGACCGUGGAUCGUCAAACCGGUUGCCUCUAGCCGAGGACGUGGUAUUUUCAUAGUCAAUUCGCCGGAUCAGAUAUCAUCGUUCGAACAGGUUGUGGUGGCAAAGUACAUUUCCGAUCCACUCUGCAUCGAUGGGCACAAGUGUGACAUACGCAUCUAUGUCGCCGUGACCUCGUUCGAUCCACUCAUCAUCUACAUCUACGAGGAGGGUCUGGUCCGGCUGGCCACCGUCAAGUACGAUCGGACGGCGGAAAACCUAUGGAAUCCGUGUAUGCAUCUGUGCAACUAUAGUAUCAACAAGUAUCACACCGAUUACAUACGGUCGAGUAACGCCGGCGAAGAGGACGUCGGGCACAAGUGGACGCUGAGUGCGCUGUUGAGGCACCUCCGCAGCCAGGGUUGCAACACUGAGCAGCUGAUGCUCGCGAUCGAGGAUUUGAUCAUAAAGGCGAUCUUCUCCUGCACGCAGCCAAUCGUAUCCGCCUGCCGGAUGUUUGUACCGCACAUUGGCAACUGCUUUGAGCUGUACGGCUUUGACAUCUUGAUCGAUGAUAUGCUGAAACCGUGGCUGCUGGAGGUGAACCUCUCGCCGUCACUCGGCUGUGAUACACCGCUUGACACGAAGGUGAAAGCCUCGAUGCUGACCGAUCUGCUCACGAUGGUGGGCAUACCGGCCAUCAGUCCGCUGCAGAAGGCGUGCUACGAUAGUAAGGGCCAGAAGAUACGUAACCUUACCACACCUUACCGGCGUGUAAAUUCGGCCGAUUUUGUGCACACCAGUGGAAGGAAGGAUGGCACCGGAACUGCUGGUGGUGGUAAUCAGCAACAGCAUCAAGGGAAAGGAGAAGGUGGUGGCGGUGGUGGUGCUAAGCUGCAGACGACCCUGAGCGCACUGACGGCAGAGGAACUAAAGAUCGUCCGCUUUGCACGGUCACAGUACGAACGACGGGGUGGUUUUGUGCGAAUUUUCCCCACAAGCGACAGUAUGACCCGGUACGGUUCGUUGCUGGAUCCAAUCACGGGCAUUCCAACGUCAGCCAUCACCUCCUCCAGCAGUGGCACCUACUUGAUGAUUAUACCGCACAACUACAAUCAGAUGUUACACUCGCAGCUUUUUCCACCCGGCAGCGAGACGGAGAAUCGCAUUGUGCAUCGCAUCCAGAAGUAUGAGCGUGCCCUGGAAAGCUCACUGCCAAUUACGAUCGGCCCGAAGCAUACCGCACCAAAGUGUGUGGAUGAAGCGAAGCGGCUACGUUUACAGGUACGCAAACUGAUCGAAAAUGGGCACGAGAUGAGCAUUCUGCAAGCUCGGCGUGCUUUUGGCUACUAUCUUGAGUACAUCCUGAAGCGUCUAUCGUCCGAACCGAAGCACAGCCACGAGGAGCUUGUAAUGAAGUUUCUGUACCGUGUCGGGGCCCACAUGAAGACGCCUUUCUUUUUUCGCAACUUCGGCAACAAAGCGCUCGGCAAGGACCGUGGUGCAAUGGUGGCCAAACAGCUGGGCGAUUAUUUGCAUCUGUACAACAAAGAGACGGAAUCGUACGUGGAUGUGUUUGAUAUUGUGGGCAUGCUGCCGAUAAAGUUGUUCGAUGAAUUUCUGAUGCAAGCGAGCGAGGCGGAUCUCGAGUCCGUGCUGACACUGCACACCAAUCUUACGCAACAGAUGCCGUUCCUGUACAGUGGCUGCUCAACCAGUAUUCCACCGGCGCCACCGAUACCGGUCGGUGCGCACGGUUUUCUGAAGGCGCUUCCGAGCAUGGCUCCGGGCGGCGCAAAUAAGGAGCUGAUACGAUUGGAUCCAUUUUAUCGGCGGGUUGAGAGUCGGUUACCACUUGGUGCACGUGUAAGUGGACUAUCGGAAGCACGCGGUGGGGGUGUUGGUGAGUCAAAAAGCUCGGCCCGCCUUUCACCGAUGAAAAAGAAACCUCCGAUCGGAAGUAUGGUGAAAUCGUCCCGCGAGCGUGAGCAGCGUUCCAACUGGCUUUACUGA